ACGGACAUACAGGGCAGAGAGAGAGAGAGAGCGAGAGCAGCUGUAGCGGCUCGCGCGUCUUCCACCGCACAUUCACGCACACGCACGUUUAUAUCGCGCGCGCGGACAUCCGCAUUAACCGCAUUAACUGUGAAGAUGGUGGACCGCGAACAGCUCGUGCAGAAAGCCCGACUGGCGGAGCAGGCGGAGAGAUAUGACGACAUGGCCGCAGCAAUGAAAUCUGUAACAGAGCUAAACGAGGCCCUGUCCAAUGAGGAGAGGAACCUGCUCUCCGUGGCCUACAAGAACGUGGUGGGUGCACGCCGUUCUUCCUGGCGUGUCAUCUCCAGCAUCGAGCAGAAGACCUCUGCCGACGGCAACGAAAAAAAGAUCGAGAUGGUUCGUGCCUACCGAGAGAAAAUCGAGAAGGAGCUGGAGGCCGUGUGCCAAGACGUGCUCAACCUCCUCGACAACUUUCUGAUCAAGAACUGCAGCGACGGCCAGCACGAGAGCAAAGUCUUCUAUCUGAAGAUGAAGGGCGACUACUACCGUUAUCUGGCGGAGGUUGCCACAGGUGAAAAGAAAGCCACGGUGGUGGAGUCGUCCGAAAAGUCCUACAGCGAAGCCCACGAGAUCAGCAAAGAGCACAUGCAGCCCACCCAUCCCAUUCGCCUCGGUCUGGCUCUGAAUUACUCUGUCUUCUACUACGAGAUCCAGAACGCGCCCGACCAGGCCUGCCAUCUGGCCAAGACGGCUUUCGACGACGCCAUUGCCGAAUUGGACACCCUAAACGAGGACUCGUACAAAGACUCGACGCUCAUCAUGCAACUCCUGCGAGACAACCUGACGCUCUGGACGAGCGAUCAACAGGAUGACGAGGGCGGGGAAGGCAACAACUAAAUGGAAGAAAAAAGAGAUCUUCUUUUUCCACUUGGCCGUAACAUAAAACACGCAGGCUCACACAACAAAGAAAAACAAAAAAAUCAAGUAUAAGUUAAACGAAUAAUUCACACAGAGGGCGCAUGGUGGAAUGGCUUUAGUGAGGUUUGCCGAUGGUAAAGCAGCGCAGUUUUCUUUAUUUUCCGCAAUCAAGGUUGACAGAAAUUGAUAACUUUGCUAGUUGAAAAAGAGCGGUCGCCUAUGCCUCUAAUAUUAAAAACAAGCAGCUUAAAGGGAAAAUGAAUGAAAUUUUUCUCGGUUGUCUGGUGAUUGUCAGUCAGUCAGUCAGCGGCUAAACCAGGGUUACGAUACACACGCACACACGGCACAGCGACUGUUCUCGUACCCAAGCUGCAUAUAUAAGUGUAUGAAGUACAUUAUUAUGAGUAAGAAGUAUUUCACAGUAAGAGAAAAGAACAAUUAUUGACAGAAAAUAACAUUUAAAGUGUAUGUUAUUGACUGCACCGGUAGUGAACGCUUGCAUUUUUGUCUCUAAUAUUGGCUUCUGUAUGUAGGUAAGGAUUUGGAAUUGCACCCAUUAAUAUUCGUUAUGUACGUGCCAUUCAACGAUGCACAUGGUUUUGUGUCCCACAUCUACACAGUACUACAGUAUUACAGUAAUGUUGAUUAGAUGCGAGGCAAAUAGCUAAGCUCCACCCCCCUGGCCAACCCCCCAUUAUAGGAUCGCCGUGAUUUCAGAAAGUAAGAUAUUUUUUGUAGGUCCUGGAUCAACUUUUAAUCAAAGAAACCCAAAAUUCCCCUUAACUCAACCCUAAGCAUUUUUAACCCUUUCAAUUAGUGUGAAAUAAUAGUUUGAGAAUAAAUUUUAAAAAGCCUAAAAUUACUAAAGAUGAUAACUAAAGAUUCUUACCAUUAACGAGGAGAUGAUAAUCCACACGUAGAGACAUUGACUUGUCUGUCAAUUCUUCCAGAAAACAGCGUGAGGCGCACUUGAGAGUUUAUUUAAGACAGAAAUCUUUUGGAUUCGUUUAUUGGGACAAAUAAUGGACAUUAUCGCUUUGUGGAAGCGCAACACAAGAAAUUUAAAUUCAUGCAGUAUUUUAUUUGAAUAAAAAAUAGAGCCCCCCCCCCCCCUAAUUUAUAUUUUUGUGCUUUAUAGGGGGCCACUCAAGGCUUAUAGGAGGUCCUGGCCACCCCAGCCCCCCUCAAGGCUUAUAGGAGGUCCUGGACCACCGCACCCCCCCCCCAAAUUCAAACACUGCAAAUAAGAAUGAAAUCCCGAUGCUUUGCUGAAAUAAUGAUACUGUAAAGCUACUGUAUGCCUAACCACCUAAAUCUGUGCUUUAAUACACUGACAGGUACCAUAGACUGCUUUAGUUGUUGUUUGGUUAUUUUUUGGGUUGGAAACACGUUUUGGACUGUGCACUGGAAUUGUACAAGACGUGCAUUUGUGAUUCUUUUCGUUUUUUUGUUAUAUUUUAAUGAUAUGCGCUGUUUCUCAUGUAGGACGACUACAGCUCCAGUAUUCUUGAUAAUACAAUAUUGUGCAUGCUGGUGAUGUAUUUAUAAACCAUACAGUAGCUUGACUUUAUAACAUUUUAAAGGUGUAGAUGUAAUGUAUUCAUAUGAACAAGAAAUGACUGCAAUUUAAUUAGAUUUUUCUAUUUAUUACUUUAUAUUGGAUCGUUUUAUCUGUUGAAUUAUUCAUAUAUAUUUUUUCUUGCUGAAGUAUGCUAUACCAAACCAUGAAUUAAUCUGUUAUGGAUGUUGCUGUAGUGACAUGCGAUUCUUGUAUUUGGUUUUUAUUAAACAAAAAUGGUCAAAAGACCAAAAAAGACAAAAACACCACUGCUCGAACCUUUGGCGUGUGUCUGGUUUUUGUCACAAGAGUUACUGUAUGAUUACACUGUAAAACUAUUUUGUUCUUCAAUUGAUUUCUCCUUCUUUGCUAAUUCUGUCAAAAGUCUACUGUGAGAUAUUGAAGAUUUGCUGUAAUAUCAGUGUAUGGAGCAUUACCUCCUCUUAUGAUUUUUGUUUUCAUUUUCCUCAUCUACUGGUAUCUUAAAUGUGAGUCGUGUAGCGGAUGCACAAAAGGAACAUUAUUAUAAUAAUGAUGAUAAUUAAACAGUAAAUAAAACAAUAAAAACAUGACUGUGCUCUUCUAACAACCA
Molecule: messenger RNA, 3050 nt
Organism: Paramisgurnus dabryanus
Lineage: Eukaryota; Metazoa; Chordata; Actinopteri; Cypriniformes; Cobitidae
Gene: ywhag1
Product: 3-monooxygenase/tryptophan 5-monooxygenase activation protein, gamma polypeptide 1
Source: RefSeq, a predicted model, not a curated record